This is a messenger RNA of Fragaria vesca subsp. vesca, 1738 nucleotides long. RefSeq names its product cytochrome P450 734A1-like. The record is from RefSeq and is a predicted model, not a curated record. The coding region runs from base 5 to 1543 and encodes 512 amino acids. The transcript has 5 exons. Gene Ontology annotation, molecular function: heme binding; monooxygenase activity; iron ion binding. NCBI's taxonomy places the organism in Eukaryota, Viridiplantae, Streptophyta, Magnoliopsida, Rosales, Rosaceae.
AAAGAUGAUCAUGAUGUUAAGGUUUCUGUGUCUGUUUCUUCUUCUCUUAGCUCUAAUCAAGGUGUUUCACAAACUAUGGUGGACUCCUAUUCGGAUUCAGAAACUGAUGAGUCUGAGGGGAAUCAAAGGUCCUCCAUACAGACUUCUGUAUGGAAACGGCAAAGAAAUCAUCAACAUGCAAAAGGAAGCUGCGCUCAUGCCCAGAAACUUAUCACAUGAUAUAUUUCCUCGACUUCAUCCUCAUAUUCACUCGUGGUCGAAGAGAUAUGGGAAGAACUUUCUUAUGUGGUAUGGUGUUCAACCAGUUUUGGUUGUUACAGAACCUGAGUCAUGCAAAGAGAUUUUCAAUAACAAAGAUGGAGCUUUUCCAAAACCAAAGCCUAGUGACAUUGUGAAGAAGCUAUUUGGAGAUAGCCUUGCCAUGACAGAAGAUGAAAAAUGGGCCAAUUUGAGAAAGCUGGCCAACCAUGCCUUCCAUGGAGAGAGCUUAAAAGCUAUGUUUCCAGACAUGACAGCUAGUGCAGAGGCGAUGAUAGAAAGGUGGAAAAAUCAUGAAGGAAAAGAGACUGAUGUGUUUGAGGAAUUUAGAUUGUUGACUUCAGAAGUGAUUGCCAGGACAGCGUUUGGCAGCAGCUACUUAGAAGGACAAAACAUUUUUGAAAUGUUGAAGAAUUUAAGCAUCAUAGUAUUCAAAAAUCUUUACAAGUACAAGACCAGGUUUCCUGGAAUCAGCAGCAAGGUUUAUAGAACCAGCGGUGAGAUUGAAGCAGACAAGCUUGAGAAAGAAAUACAAGACUCUGUAAUGGAGAUUGUUAAGAAAAGAGAACAGAAGGCAAGCAGCGGGGAAGGAGAGAGCUUUGGGAGUGAUUUUCUUGGCUUACUUUUGAAGUCUCAUCAUGACAUCAAUGACGACCAGAAAUUUUCGAUAGACAAUGUGGUUGAAGAGUGCAAGGCAUUAUACUUUGUUGGACAGGAGACAACUAGUACUUUGCUUUCUUGGACUGUUUUUCUUCUGGCACAACAUCCUGAAUGGCAAGAGGAAGCAAGAAAGGAGGUGUUGCAGUUAUUUGGCAAAGAAACUCCAAAUUCUGAUGGCAUUUCCAAACUCAAAACAAUGAGCAUGAUUAUUAAUGAGACUCUAAGGUUAUAUCCUCCUGUUAAUUUGAUCGGAAGGAUAGUUCCAAGAGAAGUAAAACUGGGAGCAGUCCAAGUUCCUGCAAAUGUUGAAUUGCUUAUCCCAACUGUAGCACUUCAUCAUGAUUCUCAAAUAUGGGGACAAGAAGCGGCACUUUUCAAACCAGAGAGAUUCUCUGAAGGGGUUGCUAAAGCUACUAAUGAUAACAUGGGUUCAUUCUCACCCUUUGGAAUGGGACCUAGAAUGUGUGCAGGAAUCAACUUCGCUUCCAAUGAAGCAAAGAUUGCGCUCUCAAUGAUUCUACAACACUACUCAUUUACCCUUUCCCCAGCUUAUGUCCACUCGCCUUUUCAGUUUCUUACAGUUCGUCCACAACAUGGAGUUCAAGUUAUACUACAUUCUCUUUGAGCUAUACGACAAUCUGUGAGCUAUGCAUGGUCAGACUCCCAAGACUCCCAACAAUAUCUCGCGGUUGGCAUGUUGGAUAUUCUUAGCUUUGUUAUAAAAAAAUGCUACUGCUCAACUGACUGUAAUGAAUCUAAACAGUUCUUAAACACCGGUCCCAAUGUAAAUGAAUAAAAUAUCACAUUUCUCGGUUAAUAU